GCUCGGCGUCCCUCCCGCGUGGUGCUCGGCAGCGCGGCCCGGCCCGGCCCGGCCCGGCCCGGCCCUGCUGCGGCCUCUGGGUGGCGCGGCGCGGCCUCCCCCUGCGGCUCCGCGCCCGCCGGGGACAGGGAGCCGCUCGGCCGGCCCCGAGCCCUCGCUCGCCCUUCCACUGGGUCCGUCUGUGUCGCUUCCGCCGCCGUUCGCGAGGAGCAGCGCCCAGCCGAGCGUCCUCCGGCAGCCGCGGCGCUCCCCGUCGCUGCAGCGGCCCCCUUGCCUGAUCUGCGCGGUGGUGCAGUAGAACCAAUGCAGAUUGACGUAGAUCCACAAGAAGAUCAGCAAAAUGCACCUGAUAUCAACUAUGUGGUGGAGAACCCCACUCUGGAUUUGGAGCAGUAUGCAUCCAGCUACAGUGGUCUGAUGCGAAUUGAGCGGCUUCAGUUUAUUGCUGAUCACUGCCCACAGCUGCGGGUGGAAGCUCUCAAGAUGGCACUGUCAUUUGUCCAGAGAACUUUCAAUGUUGAUGUGUAUGAAGAAAUCCACAGAAAGUUGUCUGAGGCCACCAGAGAACUGCAGAAUACACCCGAUGCUGUCCCUGAUAGUGGAAUCGAACCCCCUCCUCUUGACACAGCUUGGGUUGAAGCUACACGCAAAAAAGCUCUUCUUAAACUGGAGAAACUCGACACAGAUCUGAAAAAUUACAAAGGGAACUCUAUCAAGGAGAGUAUCAGGAGAGGCCAUGAUGACUUAGGUGAUCAUUACCUUGACUGUGGGGACCUCAGCAACGCUCUCAAGUGUUACUCACGAGCCCGUGAUUACUGCACCAGUGCUAAACAUGUUAUCAACAUGUGUCUCAAUGUCAUCAAGGUCAGUGUCUACCUCCAGAAUUGGUCUCAUGUUUUGAGCUAUGUAAGCAAGGCUGAGUCUACACCAGAAAUUGCAGAACAAAGAGGAGAAAGAGACAGCCAGACACAAGCAAUUCUCACCAAACUGAAAUGUGCAGCAGGCUUGGCUGAACUAGCUGCUCGGAAGUACAAGCAGGCAGCAAAGUGCUUCUUAUUGGCAUCAUUUGAUCACUGUGAUUUCCCUGAGUUGUUAUCUCCUAGCAAUGUGGCUGUGUAUGGUGGUCUCUGUGCCCUUGCUACCUUUGACCGUCAGGAACUACAACGAAAUGUUAUCUCCAGCAGCUCUUUCAAACUGUUUCUGGAGCUGGAGCCACAGGUUCGUGACAUCAUUUUCAAGUUUUAUGAAUCUAAAUAUGCUUCAUGCCUGAAGAUGCUGGAUGAGAUGAAGGACAACCUGCUGCUGGAUAUGUACCUUGCACCUCAUGUCAGGACACUUUAUACUCAAAUUCGAAAUCGUGCCCUUAUCCAGUAUUUCAGCCCCUAUGUGUCGGCAGAUAUGCGCAAGAUGGCCACUGCUUUUAAUACCACAGUGGCUGCUCUGGAAGAUGAACUUACUCAGCUGAUCCUGGAGGGACUGAUCAAUGCCAGAAUAGACUCUCACAGUAAGAUUCUUUAUGCUCGAGAUGUAGAUCAGCGCAGCACAACUUUUGAGAAGUCUUUACUAAUGGGCAAAGAGUUUCAGCGACGUGCCAAAGCUAUGAUCCUGCGAGCUGCAGUCCUGCGCAACCAGAUACAUGUUAAGUCUCCUCCGAGAGAAGGUAGCCAAGGGGAGCUUACUCCAGCUAACAGCCAGUCCAGGAUGAGCACCAACAUGUGAAAAACUUCGUGCACUACCAAAAGAAAUGGUCCCUCCGGGACUGUACCCACUAACUGCUGAGCUUCACAAACUGCCCCUGUCUCCCUCACUUCUUGUUUGAACGGAGAGGGUCAGGGCUGAUGGUGGAUAAUAUGAAUAUUCUGAUAACUUCAAUUCUCCUUGAAAAGAAAUAAUUUCUAAAAACAGCAUCCCUGCAAUGGGUCAUCAUUUCAGUUUUGGUAGAACAUCUUCCUUCAUUCUUCCACCACUCCAUAAAGAGCUGUCAGGUUAUUCAUAUGGAUGCUGAUUUCAGAGUUUUUCAGCUGCUAUUAGUUUUCUUGUUUCAAAGCUGCAAGAAUAGUUAGUGUUAAGUCGAAUGGGUAGGUGUGAUCUAAGAUGAAUUUUGCUGGCCUGAAAGUAUCGCCUUGCUUCUAAGCAAUGCUGAGCUUUCUGUUUGUUGCAGAUAAACUUAACAGGUGCAUUGCUUUUAAUUAUGACGCUAGAAUUCUGAUGGGAGAGGAGAUGUCCUUUGAGAAACUCUGAAUGAUUUUUCACCUACACCAGAAAACAUGGCACUGCUUCCAUACAUUGAGUCACAGGCCUUUGUUUUAGGGUGUUAUGUUUACCCAGAUUCGGAUUCUUUCUCUCUGGUCUGUGUUUCCAAAGACCUGUUUCCUGAUGCGUUUCCCACUUGUGCGUGACCUGGCUUUGGGGUCCGAUGUUACCAUAGCAGUAAAUCUCUACUUCAUCCAAAUACUGCUGCUUGUCCAGUCUUACUGCCAUAGUGUGUAAUGGUUUUCCAACAUGUGCAACAGUUGCUUCUGGUAGCAUGGAUAAAUGCUAUGAAAUACCACUCAAGUCCUGUGGAAGAGCUGAAAGCAGCCAAUCUAGGUGCCCGCUCUGCAGGUGCAUUUAUUCUGCUUUUCCUUUUAUAAAGGGAUUAAAGGUGGCAGCCCAGGUGUCUGCGUGUUCUGUGUUAAUGAAAGGAGAUAUGCACUGAAUUUUCUGAAGUCACUGCAGCCUUGCAUUCAUUUAAUCCAUAAGGCAAGCUAAGAAUUUUGAUCCAGCUCUGACUGGUCUGGCAACUGACUACAGAUGUUACUGUUAAUGUGUUAAUGCCUUUUUUUUUUUUUUUUUAAAUAAGUUGUUAUGUAGUGCAUUAAACAGCAGGA
Messenger RNA from Tyto alba (common barn owl), 2870 nucleotides. RefSeq names its product G protein pathway suppressor 1 (gene GPS1). Bases 304 to 1719 code for a protein of 471 amino acids. Gene Ontology annotation, cellular component: COP9 signalosome. Lineage: Eukaryota; Metazoa; Chordata; Aves; Strigiformes; Tytonidae. The record is from RefSeq and is a predicted model, not a curated record. The transcript has 14 exons.